Messenger RNA from Etheostoma spectabile (orangethroat darter), 2086 nucleotides. It is a transcript of the gene pdp1, whose product is annotated as pyruvate dehydrogenase phosphatase catalytic subunit 1. Gene Ontology annotation, biological process: protein dephosphorylation. The coding region runs from base 137 to 1714 and encodes 525 amino acids. NCBI's taxonomy places the organism in Eukaryota, Metazoa, Chordata, Actinopteri, Perciformes, Percidae. The transcript is spliced from 9 exons. The record is from RefSeq and is a predicted model, not a curated record. Gene Ontology annotation, cellular component: mitochondrion. Gene Ontology annotation, molecular function: cation binding; [pyruvate dehydrogenase (acetyl-transferring)]-phosphatase activity.
ACGGCUGUCAGAGCUCAACCAAUCAGCGUUUACUUUACAGUGAGGCGCUCCAGAAUGAUACAGAACGGAGGGGUCGGUGUUAAGUCAUGAACUUUAGUAACUUCUUCAGACCCAUCGGUUAAGUGCACCUUGAGCCAUGCCUGUGACAUCUCAGCUGCUCAGGGGUUUGCCUCGUGCCAAGGUCUUGGCCUCCAGUCUGUUACCAUGCCAACAACACCAGUCCCAAUUAGUACCCAUUUCUCACAGACCUGCCUCAAGACGGUCCUCUCAUAUGUGGCAGAGCAACCAGCACUCAAGAAGUUACCAGACAACCUCAGUGCUUCGCAGCUACGUCCUAUCGCCCCCGCAGGUCAACUCUAUUCUGAAAGCCAACGAGUACAGCUUCAAGGUGCCAGAGUUUGAUGGAAAGAAUGUGUCAUCAGUGAUGGGUUUCGAGAGUAAUCAGCUGCCGGCUAACGCUCCUAUAGAAGACCGUCGAAGUGCAGCCACAUGCCUGCAGACGCGAGGAAUGCUGCUGGGUGUGUUUGAUGGCCAUGCUGGCUGUGCCUGUGCACAGGCGCUGAGUGAGAGGUUGUUUUACUACAUAGCAGUGUCUCUGCUGCCCCACAACACACUGUGUGAGCUCGAGGCAGCUGUUGAGGCCGGCAGGGCCCUCAGUCCCAUUCUGCAGUGGCACAAACACCCCAACGACUACUUCAGCAAGGAGGCUCAGACUCUUUACUUCAACAGCCUCCGAACCUACUGGCAGGAGUUAAUAGAUCUCACCAGCCCAGGAGAAGUUCCAGACACCCGUGAGGCCUUAAUGAACGCCUUCAAGAGGCUGGACAAUGACAUUUCUCUGGAGGCUCAGGUUGGAGACCCGAAUGCUUUCCUGCACUACUGGGUCCUGAGAGUGGCCUUUUCUGGAGCAACGGCCUGCGUGGCUCACAUUGAUGGAUCAGACCUAUUUAUAGCCAAUUCAGGAGACGCUCGGGCAGUGCUGGGGGUGCAGGAGGAGGAUGGUUCAUUCAGCGCUCACACGCUCUCUAAUGACCACAGCGCCCAGAAUGAGGAGGAGGUGGCUCGGAUACGAAGUGAACACCCUCCAUCAGAGAGGAAGACAGUUAUACGACAGGACCGGUUGCUCGGCCUCCUCAUGCCUUUACGUGCAUUUGGAGACGUAAAGUUCAAAUGGAGUAUUGAUCUGCAGAAGUGUGUGUUAGAGUCUGGACCUGAUCAGCUCCAUGAAAACGAGCACACCAAGUUUAUCCCUCCAAACUACCACACCCCCCCCUACCUGACCGCUGAGCCUGAGAUCACGCACCACAAACUGCGGCCACAGGAUCGUUUCAUGGUGAUUGGCUCUGACGGCCUCUGGGAGACGCUGCACAGACAGGAAGUGGUUCGUAUUGUGGGGGAGUAUUUAACAGGGGUGCACCAGCGCCAGCCCCUCAAAGUCGGAGGCUACAGGGUCACCCUGGGACAGAUGCAGGGCCUGCUUGAUGAGAGAAAGGCUCGCAUGUCUUCGGCUUUCGAGGAUCAGAACUCUGCAACCCACCUGAUACGUCACGCGGUGGGAAACAACGAGUUUGGCACGGUUGAUCACGAGAGGCUGUCAAAAAUGCUGUCCCUGCCUGAAGAGUUGGCUCGCAUGUACCGUGAUGACAUCACCAUCAUCAUCGCUCAGUUUAACCCUCACGUGAUUGGAGCACAGAGACAGGACGGGCAAUCCUGAGCUGUACAAAAGCCAUUCACUGGUGUUUUAUUGUGGAGUACACAAACUUGUGUAACAUCUACACAAAAGCACACUCUGUGGACAAACAGGCCAUAUUAAGAAAAUAUCUGUCCGGCAGUAGUAAAGAAUUGUUUUAACUUUAUUUAAAUAAAUAAUUUGUAUGUUUGUAUGCCAUACUAGAGAGGAUCCUGUUCCCCAUGAAGUUCAGAUCUCCGUUGGAUCGAAGCCUCUUAUAUAAAAUCCUAUUUAUGCUACACAUAUCUUCUGGUACCUGUUUGAUAUUCCCUGCGUGGUUGAUAAGAUGCUGUUACAAACUGAUUUUUGUGCCAAAAGAUUCAACCUCCUCAUCUGCUGAAAGAUCAGCAGGGUUGA